UACUGAGAGAGACAGUGAGGCUCCGAGACUUAGGAUCAGCAUAUCAUUAUAAAUCAAGUGGGAAAAUAAACAAGGCCACUGAGAGCUGCUUCUGUCUCCUACAACGAUUGAUUGGAAUUAACUCAUUUAUAUUUUCAUCGGGGAUUUCACUGACGCUUCUCCAAGGGGAUCCUUUUGCUGAGGAUUACUUUACUUUGUAAAACCUUCUUCUUUCUGUCAAAAAAGCCGUGUCUGGUAUGGGAAAGUAGAGGAGAAGAAGACAGUCGUACCAAAGGAAAACUUUCACUUCACCUUCCCUCCUGCGCGUCAAGAGUUCACCUUGACUGUGGCAUAACGGAAAGCUUUUUAAAACUUUCUCCAUGAUUGUUUGAGCCGGGCUACACGGACCUGUGGGGCUUUCACUGCUUGUUGAAGGGCUGUCAACACAAUGGGACGCCUGUGUCUGCUCCUGGUUGUCACUCUCUCUCUACUCACCUGCCAGGUUUUAUGCUCUGGAGUGUUUGAGCUGAAGCUGCAGGAGUUCCUCAACAAGAAAGGAAUAAAGGGGAACGCGAACUGCUGCCCCCGAGGUUCUGCUCAUCCGCAGGAGCAAAACCAGCAGUGCGAGUGCAAAACUUUCUUUCGUGUUUGUCUGAAGCACUACCAGGCCAACGUCUCCCCAGAGCCCCCCUGCACGUACGGCGGUACUGUGACUCCCGUACUCGGCUCAAACUCCUUCCAGGUGCCAGAGACCAACGCGGACAGCUUCACCAACCCAAUCCGCUUCCCCUUUGGCUUCACAUGGCCGGGGACGUUUUCACUGAUCAUGGAAGCUCUGCACACUGACUCCCUGGACGACCUGACAACAGACAACCCGGAGCGUCUGAUAAGCAGAAUAACCACUCAGCGUCACCUCACUGUCGGAGAAGAGUGGUCCAAAGACAUGCAGAGCUCUGGCAGAACUGAGCUGCGUUACGCCUACCGCUUCCUGUGUGAUGAGCAUUACUACGGCGAUGGCUGCUCUGUCUUCUGCCGGCCCCGAGAUGAUGCUUUCGGGCACUUCACCUGUGGCGAACGUGGGGAGAUCAUCUGCAAUUCUGGCUGGAAGGGACAAUACUGCACUGAACCAAUUUGUCUUCCUGGCUGUGAUGAAGAACACGGCUUCUGUGAUAAACCUGGAGAGUGCAAGUGUCGUGUGGGCUUCAGUGGUCGUUACUGUGAUGACUGUAUCCGUUACCCAGGCUGCCUUCAUGGCACCUGCCAACAGCCCUGGCAAUGUAACUGCCAGGAGGGAUGGGGUGGGCUCUUCUGCAACCAGGACCUGAACUACUGUACACACCAUAAGCCCUGUCUAAAUGGAGCCACCUGUACCAACACUGGCCAGGGCAGCUACACUUGCUCCUGUCUGCCUGGAUACACAGGUGCCAGUUGUGAGAUCCAGGUCAACGAAUGCUCUGGAAAUCCCUGUCGCAACGGAGGAAGCUGCGCUGACAACGACAAUGGCUAUAAGUGCACCUGCCCGCCUGGUUUCUAUGGCAAUAACUGUGAGUUUAGUGCCAAUACCUGUGCAGAUGGGCCUUGCUUCAAUGGGGGACGUUGCGUCGACAACCCUGAGGGUGGCUACUUCUGUCAAUGCCCAAUGGGUUAUGCUGGCUUCAACUGUGAGAAGAAAAUUGACCAUUGCUCCUCCAACCCCUGUUUAAAUGGUGCAGAAUGUGUCGAUCUGGUGAACUCCUACCUCUGUCAAUGCCCUGAGGGAUUUUCAGGCCCUAACUGUGAGGACAGCAGCAGUAUCUCUGGAUACUGUCUGUCCUUCCCUUGUCAGAACGGUGGGACGUGUCAGGAGGGAGUGAACGGCUACACCUGUAACUGCCCACCAGGAUAUACGGGUGAAAACUGCAGUGUUCCUAUCUCACGCUGCCAUCACAACCCCUGCCACAAUGGAGCCACCUGCCAUGAGCGUGGCGGUCGCUACAUUUGUGCCUGUGUACCUGGAUAUGGUGGUCACAACUGCCAGUUCCUCUUACCAGAGGUGCCCAGGGGUCAGCCAGUGGUGGAUGGACCAGAUCGGCAUUAUUCUUCUCCAGAAAGUGGAAAUGUUGAAGACGAGGAGGAUGACGACCACGGAUUUCCCUGGACGGCCGUGUGUGCUGGUGUCUUCCUCGUACUUGUGAUCCUGAUCGGUUGCUCCGUACUGGUGGUCUACAUUCGGGUCAAGCUGCAGGAGCGGCACAGUCACCAUGGUGACAGUGUCCACAGUGACAGCCAUGAGACCAUGAACAACCUGACGACCACCAACAAUUGUCUGCGCAGCGACAAGGAACUGGGCACAAUGAUGACAACGUCAAUUAAAAACACCAACAAGAAGGCGGAUUACCAUUCAGACCUCACUGGGUCACUGGGUGGUCUGAGUGGAAUCAGUGGGCUCAACGGAUCGGAGAAGAACGGCUUUAAGCCUCGCUACCCCAGUGUGGAGUACAAUCUGGUCCAUGAACUCCGGCCUGAGGAGCUGUCUCUGUGUAAAGAGGAGGAGUGUGAUGAGCCCCAGGUGAAAUAUGAAAUGCCGGAUGAGUCUGACUCAGAGGAAGGAUACAGGAAGAGACUGAACAGUGAUGCAUCAGAAAGGAAACAAGUAGAAGGGUCAGCAAGCUGCAGCGAAGCGAAUUAUCAGUCAUCCUGCGAUCUGAACUGUCACGCAGCAAGUGAUCUUAAAUACCAGUCAACCAGUGAUGUCAAAUACCAGUCAACCAGUGAUGUUGAAUACCACAGUCUCAGUGACAGCAGGUACCAAUGUACCAACGACACCAAAUACCAGUCUGUCUACGUCAUGUCGGACCAAAAAGAUGAAUGUAUCAUUGCAACAGAGGUAUGAUACCAGUCCAGACCAGAUCAGACCAGUUUCCUCUGGUGGAUGGUGGUCCACACGCACCAGCCCUGAGCGGUAGAGCUCAGCUUGUCUUCAGGAGGUUUUACUCCUGCUGUUUGCUGCUGUUCCCUGGGAUUUACCAGACGACUUUGAGCCAAGGUGCUGCUGAGCCAGACAGGAGUCAGUGAGGACUUGGCUAGGACUUAGUACUACAGUCGUACCAUUGGGUGAAUACUGGACAUUUUUGACCUUCGAUGGAUGUAGGUCUAAUGCUGACCACAGAUGUGCUGGCAGAAGACAGCCCCAGCACAAAUUUGAACAGAAACAAUGCUGAACGAGUAGACGUGCAGUCAGACGGUGACUGCCAGAGAACUGAUGAAGAGCUUGUUUGGUGUUUGUCGCAGAAGUGGAAGAUUUACACGUCACACCAGGAUGAACUCUUCUCUCCUGAUAAACUCUGAAGUAUUGACUUGGAUGCUGAGCAAUGAUAUUGUAGUACUAUGGAGUACUGAUUGAAUGAACAGUGUAGUACCUUUGGAGUACUGAGAACCUUUGAAGUACUGUUGUAGUACUAUUAUGUGCUGUGGUUUUACAAUGCAGUGUAAAAGCUGUUGUGGAUAUUUGGAACAGUUCAUGUUCUGUGCAGUGCUGCAGAGUAAAAGAUGAAGUACUGGCAACUGUACUUGAAGUAGGUCCGUUUUAUUGUUAAGAAUUCAUUUAAAAAUUCAGUUACAACUUUCCUCACAAAACAAAACAAAAUUAACAGCAGCUCUGCGUCUUUAACUCUGCAGCACUGACAGAGACGGUGUUGGCUGAGCUGGUUCUCAGCAGAAAAUAGAGAACUGAAGACUCCAGUAGUGACUGCAGAUCGAUCCAAGAUGGAUCCUGUUGGGCCAUAGUGGCCCCCUGACCCCUGAAGGUUGUGAUACACAAGGGCAAAUUAGGGAACACAACAAUCAACAUGAGAGAAAGGACAAAAGACAGUGAAACAAAUCAGUGUAGUUACCCAGUUACUUAUUAUUUCUUGAUUGCUUGUUUGAAACUGCUCCUUCCUGCAGUAGCCACUAAAAUUGGAAUUUAUUGGCAAAAUUACCCAAAACAAAGUACAAAAUUAUCACCACCUGUGAUGAUACUGUUGUGUUUUCAAGUAAGCCGAGCUAUAAAUGACUAGUCUUAACUACCAAGACCUCAUUGCACUAUGGAGGCGUGUUUGUAUGUGCGUGUGUACGAGUGUGUGUGUGUACAGAAGAGGUGAUGCCUGUGUGUGGUGUCAAAUGUAUGCACUGUCCACUCCUGCUCCCUUUACUCCAAGUCUUCCACAUAUUAGCCAAUUGAAGGACACCAUCACCCUGCCUGCCAUUGGUUAGGAUCAUUUGUUUUUAUUUUAUUUGUUAUCUAAAGAAAGAUGUAUUCUUUUAAUUUAAUUAUGUAAUUAUUUGUGCUCCAUUAUGUUGUGAUUCUUUUUGUUAUACCUGUUAUAAUUUAAGUUGGAUUGUUUUUAUUUGGCAGAUAAUGUAUGUAUGUAAGUAUGUAUGUAUGCAUGUAUGUGUUAGGCACUUGAGACCCCUGUGACUGUGUUGUAUUUAAGAGAAGAGUCGUAUGUACAGAGCCUCUCAUUUUUAUUACUGGAAAACAGCGCAAUAUUUUUCCAAAAUAAAAGAGCAA
This is a messenger RNA of Scatophagus argus, 4510 nucleotides long. RefSeq names its product deltaD (gene dld). NCBI's taxonomy places the organism in Eukaryota, Metazoa, Chordata, Actinopteri, Scatophagidae. Gene Ontology annotation, molecular function: calcium ion binding. Bases 428 to 2851 code for a protein of 807 amino acids. Gene Ontology annotation, cellular component: protein-containing complex; plasma membrane. The transcript has 12 exons. Gene Ontology annotation, biological process: cell communication; Notch signaling pathway; establishment or maintenance of epithelial cell apical/basal polarity. The record is from RefSeq and is a predicted model, not a curated record.